GCAAGUUUUAAAUACAAAUAAUUUUAUUUUUUUUAAUACGACGCAUGCUUGUGAAACUCAUUGCCACAAGGCAUUGAGAGAGCCAGUGGCAUAAUGAGGUCCAGAAAGGGUUUAGAUAAAAUUUAUGGAGAACAUUAGUCCAUUACAGCCUAUUAAAUACAUUAUGUACAAAACAGUCCAUUUCAUCACAUCCUUCCAGCUAGCAGCAGUCCUAACUCCAGGGGUGUUCUGAUCCAAAGAUGAUAUCCCUGACUAUUGUAACUUAUGCUCUUUCUUCUGAAGUUUCUGCUGUUUGCAGCUGUUGGGGACAGGAUACUGAGCUAGAUGGACUCUUGGUCUGAUGCAGUAUGUCGGUUCUUGUUCUUGUGACUUCUGGUUCUCACAGUGGUGCUGUAACAUUUGCUGUAUGGACUCUUGUUCUGUAGCAUGGGAGAAGAGGAAGGACUACGCCAAGCACAGUUGCUGGACACAAUGUUUGUGCGAGGAUUAAAAAGAAAAUGUUUUGAUGGUGAAGAAGAUAUUGAAGGGACGCUGGCUGGUUUUAAAGCUAUUCCUUCAUACAAUCUUCAGCGACAGUCACUUUUAGAUAUGUCUUUGGUAAAACUUCAACUAUGCCACAUGCUUGUUGAGCCUAAUCUUUGUCGUUCGGUACUGAUAGCCAAUACAGUACGGCAAAUCCAAGAGGAAAUGACUCAAGAUGGGACUUGGCAGAUGAUAAAUACGCAGAAUGCAGGGCAUGCUUCCCUAGACCGCUUGGUUUCAACCGAUAUACUAUGUCGUUCAUCCAGGGAACAAACUGAGGGAAAGCACGGUCCAGGUUAUAGUACCUUCCCUAAAGACUUUGAGGAGACCCAGUCACAAGAUAGUUCAGAAAUUAUGUCAACGGUUUCUUCAGGACAAGCUCCAAGAAAUCUGCAAAGUAACAUGUGGGAAAUGGAGAGCCCACAAGAAAAUAGAGGAAAUUUUCAAAAAUCAUUGGAUCAAAUAUUUGAGACGUUAGAGAACAAAAGCCCAAAUUCUGUUGAAGAUCUGUUUUCAGAGGUUGAUAAUUCUUACUACGACCUUGAUACAAUGUUAACGGGAAUGAUGAGCAACACCAAAAUGGGACACUGUGAUGUACUUGAAACAUUUCCUUCUCAGACCACCACAAAUUCUAACUCUAACUGUAAAUCUGAUCUUAAUGAGCUUGACCACAUUGUGGAAAUUCUUGUUGAAUCUUGAAACCGCUACCUAUGUAGAAGAGAGAGAGAGAGAGCUCCUUCAAGGAAGUAAAGGACUUACGGAAACACUUUUCCCAAUAGUUUAUUCAAGCAAAUCUGUACGUGUAUUUUACAGAAAUAUAUAUGAGCACUUCAUAUUGCAAAAUAUUGUUAACUUUUAAAGUUAACAUGCAGUUUGUAGUGUGAGAAUUCUAGUUAAUUGUUUGUUGAACUGUAAGUACAUACCAUAAACAUUUUUUUUUUUUUUUUUAAGUUGGAGUCCAGGGUUUUCCAGAUUGGACUCCCUUGCCCACCUUGUAGUUUUUGAAGAGUGUGUGUUCAUUAAGAGUGUUGCUUUCAUCAUCAUCUCCACCCUACCCCCACCCCCAAUUCUAGAAAAGGCGAGAGUCGUACAGAGUUUGGGUAACCAGAUUUUUCUUUUACCUCCUGAUUUUUGAACUAACACUUCCUAUUUUUUAGGACCACCUCAUUCCCUCCUUGUCUGCCUCCUUUGUUCUACCUGCUGUUGCCCAUGGCUUUCGGAGCAGUAUGCAGUAGUCACCAUUAUCCUAGCUAGCUGCUUCUGUCUUCUUCCAACAGUUUUGUUUCUUUAAAUAUAAUUUUAAAGUAUUUGUCAACAUUUAGAUUUUUCCAGCUAUUUUCCUAAAAUAUAUUUUUACUACAGAUGUGCUAUCAGCUGCUAAUUUAGUAACUUUUGAUCAUAAAUAUUUGCAGUUGAUGUAUUUUUGAAAGACUUUCAAGAAGGGAUUUGGUUUUUUUUUACCAUGAGCUACCUUAUGUAGUUCAGCAAAGUGUAUGUAAAUAUCAAUAUACAAUUUUAUACUUUACAUUAAAAUGUAAGCGCUGUUUUCAUGAUUCUGUUUUUAUAGAGUAGUACUUUACUAAACUGAGGAUGGUACAAUGAUGCUUUUUAUACAACUUAUACUUGAGUGUCAUUACAGGGAGAGCCCUGAUCCAGCUACAUGCAAUUACAUUUAAUUCAGUUCAAACCAUGUCUUUGUUAUCUUCAGACCUAAAUUAUGUAGGGUUUUUAUUUAUGUGUAUUUAUAUGUAAAUGUCAUCAAAUGAAUUGUUUAUCACUGAAGUCUACCAUCAAAUAUUUGUUUGUGGGAAAACUAUCUUGCACUAAUUACUAUAAAAAGUGUUGCUAGGGGCCUUGAAAUAUCUACUAGUGUGUUCUAAUGUCUUGCCUAAAUUAGCAUGCUCCACUCUUACCAAGGUUUUCUGGUCAGCUUAUUUUUUUGAAUAACAAGCAGUAUAUGGAACGUUGAAUUGCAUUUCAUUUCUUUAAGGAUGUUCACACAUUCGUUUUAGAGUGUGUAAUUCAUUUUGUUUCUAAUAUCCACUUUUGGAGGUGGAUCAAAUAACAUGAUUUUACUAUAAGGUGGCUUCUUUUUUAAAAGCUGUUUUGUUGCUGGAACCUUUUGACAUUGGCUGCCUGGGGAGCAGAGAUUGCAGAUAGUUAGGUUGUUUCUAUGGAAGUGUAUCAAGGGACCAACUACAUUGUGAAAGGAAUAAACUUUGCAUUUAACAAAUGUUUUGCCUUCCUGUAGGUGACCUUACCUACUUCAUAUUUCUCUUUAGGAUUCUCAAAUCCCUCAGUAGUUAGUUUUAGGUACAUUCUGGUUCCUUGCUUCCACAGGUUACCUAUAAACAAAUAAAUGUCCGUCUUUAACUUACUGUUUAAGUGUUUUUGAAACAGCUGGUUGAAAAAUAGCAUUGCAUAAUUAAGUUUUCUAAACUUGGUAGAUAGCUGCAUAUUUAACUCCAUUAUGUGUCAAACUUUGCAGUUUGUAUAAGUGAGAUUUUGUGAACUUUUAAAAUAUUUUUUGUAUUAAACUUGGACAUGAAGUGACCUUUAUUUGCUUAGCUGUAAAACAUUACUUCCAUAACUCCAAGCUAAUAGCAAGUUUAUCUUAAAUUAGCAGGGUGACGUACCACAUGAAAAUGUGCAAGGAAAAUGCAUAUGAUGCAGUGAGACUAAAACAAAAAAAAGUACUGGACAAUAAUAGCGUGACUAUUUAGGAAUUUCUAAAUGAGGAAAUUUCAUUUCUAUACACACUCUGGAAAACCUUUUUUUUGAAAAGCAGAAUGAAGUGGGGGGAAUCUUUCCUUGUAAAUGACAGAGUGCUCUCCCAUAUAUCCGUGCAUACGAGCACUAUAAGCACUGAUUUACAACAGCUCUUUUUGGGAAAAAGGUGCAUGUUUUAUAUGUGAGAGAAUACUGUACUGGAUCAGCAAGAUAAUUAAGAGCGAAUGAUGCAGUAGGUAAUCUGGUAAGCAAAAUACAUCUGUCAUCAUCUUUC
Messenger RNA from Alligator sinensis (Chinese alligator), 3526 nucleotides. RefSeq names its product cell division cycle associated 4 (gene CDCA4). The coding region runs from base 427 to 1221 and encodes 264 amino acids. Lineage: Eukaryota; Metazoa; Chordata; Crocodylia; Alligatoridae. The record is from RefSeq and is a predicted model, not a curated record. Gene Ontology annotation, molecular function: transcription regulator activity. The transcript is spliced from 3 exons. Gene Ontology annotation, cellular component: nucleus.